Messenger RNA from Stylonychia lemnae, 2460 nucleotides. The record is from the annotation of a GenBank genome assembly. Lineage: Eukaryota; Ciliophora; Spirotrichea; Sporadotrichida; Oxytrichidae.
AUGAAUUCAAAAAUCCUGCUUAAGAUUACUGACAAAAAUCUUUAGAAAGAGUAUAUUCUCCGAAGAAAUAAGGAAAUUUGUAUUAUAAGCAGCCUAAUAUUUCUAUCAAGAAUAAUCAUUUUCAUAGCUCACAUUGUCUCUGCUGUCACCAACCAAAGAAUAUUUAUUUUCGAUUAAUGGGCAGUACGAGUUGCAAAUAGCGUAUUUCAUUUGCUUAUUUUGGGAUUGGCAUACAAAUUUCCUUUGAUUUUUUCAGAGUUGCAUGCACCACUACUGACAAUAUCAUUCUGUGCAAACUUGUUUCAUGUCAGUAUUUCAAAAAAUAAUCCGCCAGGGCUUGUGAGUAACGUCAUUGGAUAUGCUUUUUUUAUGAUAUCAGGACUCAUUACAAAUAGUAGGUGGAUAUAUACUGCUAUUGCAAUGACUGUAACUAUGACGAUAACUUGUGCUUUUUAUGCAACUUACAUGGGCUUAUCUGAAGUAACUAUUAUGAUUCAAUAUAUCUGUGUUGCUUUGCUGACAAUGUACUCAAGCUAUCAAAAUGAAUCCAGAAUGAAGACAGAAUAUAUAUAAAUGGAGCAAAUAAAGAAAAUGAACAAUGAUCUAUAAAGUAUCCUCAUGAAUUUCCCUGAAGGAAUUGUGCUAUUCAAUCAAGAUAAGGAGCAGAUUGUACUAGCAAAUCAAGAGUUCAAGAGGAUUUUCAAUUGCCCCAAUGCAAUAAUAGAUGAUAUGAAAUCUCUGGGUGAAAAGUUUAAUUCAAAUAUGCUAAAGCCUGUGAAUUUCCUCAAUAGAUAGGAAAAUGAUGGUUUGAAUUAAAAAGAUAAUAAACUUAAUCAGAAAUAUAGUCUUAACGAUGCACCACUUAGAUUUACUGAUGGAUAAUGCUUUUAGAUUGAAGAUGAUUUCGAGGAAGCAUUAAGGAAAAUAGAUGAGCUGGAAAACAAUACAAAAAGAGUAGAACAAGCUUAAAAGGAGCUGGUAACUUUAAAAGAAAGUAAAAUAUUUUAUCAAAGCAACUAGUUAAGAAUGAUCAUGAUUAAGAGUUUAACUCCUAUAAUGAAAUAUGAAAAGUUAAAACUUGAAAAUCAUUUUUACGAAAUGCUUACAGCUACUGUAUCACAUGAUAUGAGAACUCCUCUAAAUGCUAUGACUGGUCUACUAGACAGCAUUAAGACAUUCAUAGGGGAUAAUCAAAAAGGUCUAAGAUUGUUAAAAGUAGUUGACAACUCCUGUAAAAUACUUCUUUCCCUAGUGAAUGACCUCUUAGACUUUUCUCAAAUAAAAAAUGGUAAAUUCAGGAAGAAUGAGUAAAUUGUUGAUAUUAAAAAAUCAGUGUAAGAUGCCCUAGACAUUAUCAAGCUAGCAGUAAAUGAAAAAGGACUAGAAUUAAGAGUUAAAUUUGAUUCAAAUAUUCCUCCUGAGUUAAUAACAGAUGGCCCAAGAAUUAAUCAGGUCCUACUGAAUCUCCUCUAAAAUGCUUUGAAGUUUACUUCCUUCGGUUAUAUUUAAGUUAGCUGCUAAUUUGUUGAGGGUAUAAAUACAUUGAAAUUCUCAGUUAAGGAUACAGGAAUAGGAAUUAAAAAUGAAGACAAGUCUAAACUAUUCACUCUAUUUGGAAAAAUUGAAAGUACAAAUUCAAUGAAUACAAGUGGUGUUGGCCUAGGACUUAAUAUUUGUAAGCAAAUAGUCGAAAUGCUUGGAGGAGUGAUUAGCGUGUCAGAUAAUCUGAACGAACAGGGAACAACAUUUAACUUUACUGUCAUUUGCUUUGAGGAGGAAGGGGAUGUGAAGUUCAACAGCAUUAUAAAUUCAGCAAGGUCUAAUACUAUAUAAUUUCAACCAGUUGAUGAUGGUGAAAGUGAUUAGCUUGUUGAGCAUAAGAAUAUUAGUCUAGACAUAGAUGAUAGUUAUGAAGCUUCAAGUAUUCAGAGCAAGUAUAGUUAAUUCGAUAUAUAACUAUAUGAUAAUCCUCCAGUGUAAGCAUCUUAGAAAAAGAGAAUGAUCUCAAGAAUCCCAUGCUCAUGCAGAACAAGAUCUGAUGUCUUAGUAGUCGAUGACAAUAUUUUCAACAUAGUCACUCUUCAGACCAUUCUAGAAUAUUAAUUCAAUAUUAGCUCAGACAAGGCAAUGAAUGGUUAAGAAGCUGUUGACAUAGUAAAACAUAGGAUAGCAAUGAACAACACUAAUUAAUGCAUAUGCUACAAUUAAAGGUAAAACUAUAAGGUUAUUUUUAUGGAUUGCAACAUGCCAAUAAUGGAUGGCUUUCAAGCUACUUCAGAGAUUAGGAAUCUCACAUAUAAUGAUGAAUUGCAGAUUUUCAUAGUAGCAUUAACAGCAUAUACUACAGAGAAUUUCAAGUAAAAGAGUGCUGAUUAUGGAAUGGAUAUAUUUAUGAAUAAACCAGUCACAGCAGACUGCAUUAGAUAGAUUCUUAUUAAUCACAAAGUUAUAGAUGGAUGA